ACGCCAUCACUGGGCGCCGCCUGUUGUGUCAACACAAACAGAAGCUAACGUCAAAGCUAGUGGUGAAGUUUGGACCCCUUUCCCUGCCUCGGAUGUGUACGGUUGGGCUCUGCACAACUGAAUGAGGUUCCGUCUCCUGCCUCUGCUGUUUUGUACGCGCCGCUGCCGGGAUGGGCCAGCAGAUCUCAGGUCAGGCGGUGAUGACCCGUCUGCCUGAGAAGCUGGUGAAACACGCCGGACUGGUGCGUGACAGCGGCUAUCUGACCUACGAGGAGUUUCUGGCAAGAGUGGCCGAACUUAAUGAUGUCACGGCCAAACUAGCUGCUGGACAGCAGAAGCACCUGCUGUUUGAGGUGCAGCCAGGAUCCGAUUCCACGGCCUUGUGGAAGGUGGCCGUCAGGAUUGUCUGCACCAAGAUCAACAAGGAAAAUGGAAUGGUAGAAGCGUCGCGGAUCAUGAACCUGUACCAGUUCACCCAGUUGUACCGCGACAUCACCAGCCAGGCUGCUGAGGUGCUGUCUGCAGACAGUGCGACCGAGGGCCCGUCUGCACAGCUCCCCUCCACAGACUCCUGCCAAGCCAGCAUGUGGAUGGGCAGGGUGAAGCAGCUGACAGAUCAGGAGGAGUGCUGUAUCUGCAUGGAUGGAAAGUCUGACCUCAUCCUGCCCUGUGCACACAGCUUCUGUCAGAAAUGCAUCGAUAAAUGGAGUGGGCAGAGCAGAAACUGUCCCAUAUGUCGUCUGCAAGUGACCGCUGCCAACGAAUCAUGGGUAAUGUCUGACAUCCCCACGGAGGACGACAUAGCCGGCUACAUUCUCAACUUGGCUGAUGAGGCGGGGUACCCACACAGGCCUUAACACACAGAACACUGAGCCAAGUGGAGAGCGAGGGAAUCCACUCCUAUAAGUACACGUCGAAACACAAAAUGUCACUUUCUCUGAGGAGUAUUUUUUUCCCCUUGUAACAUGCAGACGAAGCCAGCAAAGUUUCUCCUCCUUAAGUUCUUUGUGACAGAUUCCCAAACUGAAACCCCGUCUCAUACAAAUCCUGAAAAUCCCAGGAUGAGCUCUGUAACCCAAGUAUUGUAGAUGUGGUGCUUUAUGGGAACUGUGUGUGAUAUGUCGUCUGGAGUACAUAUUCUGUGUUUGUAUAUUAUCAUAAAUUAGAAUAUUUUGAUUUAAGACACAGAAUAACAUAGUAGAGCUUUUAAGGUACCACUGAUUUAACCGCUAGUGCAGGAGGAAAACCCACUGGGUCGGGAUUAACUGGGCACUUAAACAUGUACUGACAUUGCCUUUAAUUAAUAUGAAUGGGACAGAAGCUAGAGAUGAGCGGUAAACUAAGGCCAACCUCAGAGGUCUGAGAAGCAUGACUCAGCAUUAUGGGAAAUGUGCAUGAUCACUUCCUGGGGAGAGUUGUAGAAGAAUAUUGAUACCAUUACUCUUGUCGGGCCCUACUUUACUUUGUUAACUUGUCACAGCAGUCACCUAGCUGAGACUGGCAAGACACGAAACAUCCAGGGUUUGUCUCCUGGUAUCAUGUCGUCCUGCCAACACCUCUAAGCACUCACUGAUUAACGCAUCGUAUUUCAUUUGUUUACACCUUUGUUUUCAGCACAAAAACUAAGGUGUAAAUGUGAACUUUUACCAAUUAUGGGGGUUGUGCUCUUUUCCUGACACUUCACGGAGUUCAUAUCCCUGUACCAGUAAGACUGUUUUUAUAGAUAGAUAGAUUUUAUAGAUUCAAUGACAGUUGUAACCUUUAGAGGUGAGAUGUGAAGUUUGGGCGAAGUCAGACUAGCUGUUUGCGUCUGUAGUCUUUAUGCUUAGACUCUGGUGUAGCUGGUAUUAUUCUUCUAGUGGAGCUCUCUGACGAAUAAACACAUUUCCCAAAAUAUACAACUUUUGUCCAAAUCCGUGACCGACAUGAUAGAGUUCAUUCAUAAGCUGUUGACCAAAUUUAUUUUUCCACUGUAAAGCUGUAGAGUAGUCCAUGCACUAGUGAUGCACAGCUCGACCCAAAACAGGCCAGCCAAGCGAAUUACUUUCCCCAGUACAGAGACACAUGCCAAAUCUCACACUACCAUUAUUUUUCAGUGAUUGUACUGACAUAGUAACAUUAUCCUGAAGCCAGUUGGUUUUAAAUAUAUAAAUAAAUAAAUAUUCAUCCAAAUAAAAGUGCAUCAGGCUUUUGCUGAUUUUUUUUGCUACAAUCAACUGGCAGAGAUGUCUGUCUCUUCAAAUGCAAAAAUAUAUAUAUAUAUUUUGUGGAAUCUAACUCAUAUAUCAACAAUUAGUCAGAAUAUCAGUUUUAUUUACCCUUGCACCACUAGCAUGCGGUGUAACCCUACCUGUUCAUAUGCCACAUGACAUGCCAUAUGAGCCUUGUUAUGUGAGCUCAUCAUCGUGUCCACUUGAGUGUACGGGAUUAAAAAUGGGUUUCACUCGAUCUUACUGACUGGGAUUGUUGCGGUGUCUUCUCCACCGUUACGAAAUAACUGCUGUCAUCUGUUAUCAUCUUUUUACUUGUUUUGUUUAUUAAUUUCCAUAAUUUUAUCGAGAUUAUCUGAUUGCUGUAGAGGCACUUUAGGUUACGCUCUAAACGCAGCCCGUGCUUCACUUGCCUGUAGUUAAAAAUAACUGACUUACUGAGAGCGGCAGCUUUUCAAUGGCACCUGGCAUAUUGCAUAUUGUAGGAUUGCAGUUAUGUAGAAUUCAAAACCACAAAAUGGUUCUUCAUGAAAUGUGAACACGUGUUAUCCUUAAUUUUCACUGGUGGUGUCUCUAGUUAACUGAAAUUGAAUGCUUUAUUUAAAAUUGUAUUGAGGUCAGUUGCUAAUUCAUGUUUUGGUUGGAUAUUCACUGAGUUAAUAAGUUUUGCAUUUGAUCAUAUUCAGCUAUUUGAACCAGUUUUUCCCAAACAUGAGAGAGUAGCUGUAUGUUAUUCAGCUGUGUAAUAUUAACAUUUAAAUUUUACCCAGAAGCCUUUUACAAAAACUGUUUUGAUUUCUGUCAAUAGAACAAAGCAGGAUUAUUGAUCUAUUCACUUAUCAGUCUAUUCAAUUUUUGUCAUUGAUGCUGACAAGUAGCACAAGUUCUACAACAAACAGAUGAUUAGAUCCCUGAGGUGAUAAGUGUUAUCUGAUACUGUAAACCUUUCACAGCAUUUGAAACUAGCAGAAAGAGAAAUCUUUCACCAAGAUGAUUGAGAGAUGAAUUUGAUCUUGUGGUUGCAUAUCUGCAUGGUCCAUUCAAAAGUAUAUAAAAGUACUUAUAAUGUGUGGGUUUGAUUAUACAUACACACAUUGUAUGUAUAAAUGUGAGCAUGUCCUGAAUAGACUAACUGCUGUGUAAUGUGAAGUUUCAACCUGAGGGUGGCAGCAUAAUCCUAUAAUUGUGCUGACAGGAGUUCUGGGUAUUUUGGAGGCAGUUUGUGUGCCAUGCUGAAUAGAAGGAGGUGUAUUAAUUUUGAAGCGUUCCUACUGUACUGUCAUUAAUAAAGACAUAUUCACUUUUUGCA
Messenger RNA from Mugil cephalus (flathead mullet), 3519 nucleotides. RefSeq names its product ring finger protein 141 (gene rnf141). The transcript has 6 exons. The record is from RefSeq and is a predicted model, not a curated record. NCBI's taxonomy places the organism in Eukaryota, Metazoa, Chordata, Actinopteri, Mugiliformes, Mugilidae. Gene Ontology annotation, molecular function: ubiquitin-protein transferase activity. Bases 171 to 857 code for a protein of 228 amino acids. Gene Ontology annotation, biological process: protein autoubiquitination.